AUGAGCAGUGCUGAUCAGAAAAGGAUGUAUCAAACGCGACGGAAAACAGUCGAUAAUAAUGCGUAUUACAAACUACUGGGAUUGAGUCGUGAUGCUUCCGAAAGCGAUGUCAAAAAGGCGUAUAAAAAGAUGGCUUUCAAGUACCACCCGGACAGACCGGAAGGAGAUGCUGAAAAAUUCAAGGAAAUUUCAGAAGCUUACGAAGUCCUCAGCGAUGCGGAUAAGCGACGUAUUUACGACCAGUACGGUGAGGAGGGGCUGAACGGUGCUGGCCCUUCCCCUGGUGGCGCUGGUCCUGGUGGGAACCCUUUCGCCGGUGCUGCGGGAUUUCAAGAUCCGUUUGAUCUAUUCGCACAGAUGUUUGGAGGCGCUGCUGGUGGUGGUGGGCGUAGACCGCAUUAUGGUGGACAAGAGCAAGUUUUAAGAAAAACACCAGAUGUUACUUAUGCGAUGCCAGUGACACUAGAGCAGCUUUAUAAAGGGUUUACUCAGCGGGUUAAACAUCUUCGGGAGAAGAAGUGUGCUUCUUGUGACGGUUUCGGAGCGCACAGGUUCGAUCCCUGCACUCGUUGUGAUGGUACUGGAAUUGUUGUUGAAACUCGACAGAUGGGAUAUACUUUAUUUCAACAGCAAUCGCCUUGUCCAGCAUGCAAAGGGGAGGGGUGUAAGAUACCUAAAGAUGCGCUUUGUAAGGCUUGCAACGGCAAGGGGUAUACAAAAGAGGAGGAAAUUCUAACGGUUAGCGUUCCUCCUGGUGUUGAAGAUUAUCAUACUAUCACCUUCCCUGGGAAAGCUUCUGAAAGGGUCCAACAUCAAACUGGUGAUGUUGUCAUUACUCUCGUGCCAUCUACGUCACCAUCAUCACCUUCCCAGUUUGCGCAUAGACUCUCUCACGAUUUGGUUUUGGACAGAAGCAUUACUUUGGCUGAGGCUUUGUGUGGUUUCUCAUUCCCUUUGAGGCACCUAGAUGGUGAUUCCUACGAGGUUGAGAGUAAUGAUAGUACAGCUGUGGUCCGUCCUGGUGAUAUGUGGGUCUUGAAGGGUAUGGGGAUGCCUGUACCUGCUAAUGCUGCUGUUGAUAAUAAGGGAGGAAAAUAUGGAGACAUGUAA
Molecule: messenger RNA, 1110 nt
Organism: Perkinsus marinus ATCC 50983
Lineage: Eukaryota; Perkinsozoa; Perkinsida; Perkinsidae
Product: molecular chaperone DnaJ, putative
Exons: 5
Coding region: 1-1110 (369 amino acids)
Biological process (GO): protein refolding
Cellular component (GO): cytoplasm
Molecular function (GO): Hsp70 protein binding
Source: RefSeq, a predicted model, not a curated record